CUGCCGGAGCCGGGCACCACCGUGGUACGCUGGGGAGUUGACUGCCGGCUUCCCGGCUCGGCGCCAGCGUGCGUGUGGCCACCACGCAGUGAGCAGCAGAGACACUAAGCAGUGACACAACCGGCCCCAUUGUCCCACACUACCCCUUAGGAGCAGCUUUUCUUGGAGUUGAUCAUUUUUUACUUUUACUGCGGUGUGGCCAAUGUGACUUGUACAUGGGGACUAGUUUUUAUUUUAUUUUAUUUUUUUAAUCUUGACUUAGUUGGAGGGCAAAUGGGGAAGUGUCUUUAUAGUCCGACUAACUUCUCCUCUGCAGAAAUGGGCUGGGGACACCUUCCCUCUUGGAGACGCCCUGUCCCCCUUUCUUUAAUUGUCGGUCGCACCCGUUGUCUUUGAGUUGACCGCCUGUGGGCGCUGGAGACCGGACCUUCCUUUCCCUUCUCUAAAGAGUCCCAAUUCGAUCCCAAGGCGUUGCGGCUGAGUAAAGGGACCCAAAGUCAGGCCGUCUCUGGGGAGGCAGCGUCUUCGGGGGCCGCCAGCUUACACACUGACGUCCGACCUCCGAGCCACCGCCGGUCCAGGGCGGAUCGCGGCCCCCGGCGCGCCGCAGCCUCCCCGCCGACGCCGGCCCGGCCCGGCCCCUGCGGCCGCUCGGAAAACGCGGCGAGCGGAACCCGCACGCGGAAGCGCCGGUCGCACUGAGCAUGCCCAGUCGCAGCCCGGCCGGAGGAGUUUUUUUCUUUUCUUUUCUUUCUUCUUAUUUUCUUUUGGAUUUUUUAAAGUCUCAAGUAGGAGGCGCCCUCCCCCCCCCCGCCCCCGCUCCAGCUCCCUUCACCACCACCCCUCACACACCCCCCUCCCCGGCCUAAGCAGCUACCAUGGCCGAGGUCCCCGGCGUGGCGUUGUCCCAGGCGGGUUGGUAUCUUUCAGAUGAAGGCAUUGAAGCUUGCAAAAGUUCUCCUGAAAAAGUCAAUAUAAAUGACAUCAUCCUGAUUGCUCUCAAUACAGACUUGAGAACAAUCGGCAAGAAAUUCCUACCUAAUGACAUCAGUGGUGGAAAGGUAGAAAAGCUUGAAGGUCCUUGUGUUUUGCAAAUACAAAAAAUUCGUAAUGUUGCUGCACCAAAAGAUAAUGAAGAAUCUCAGGCUGCACCAAGAAUGCUACGCUUGCAGAUGACUGAUGGUCAUAUAAGUUGCACAGCAGUGGAAUUUAACUAUAUGUCAAAAAUAAGCUUGAAUACACCUCCUGGAACUAAAAUUAAGCUCUCAGGCAUUGUGGAUAUAAAAAAUGGAUUCCUGCUCUUGAAUGACUCUAACACCACAGUUCUUGGUGGUGAAGUGGAACACCUUAUUGAGAAAUGGGAGUUACAGAGAAGCUUAUCAAAACACAAUAGAAGCAAUAUUGGAACUGAAGGAGGACCACCUCCUUUUGUACCUUUCGGACAGAGGUGUACAUCUCAUGUCCAAGUGGAUAGCAGAGAACUUGAUCGAAGAAAGACGUUGCAAGUUACAAUGCCUGUGAAACCUACAAAUGAUAAUGAUGAAUUUGAAAAGCAAAGAACUGCUGCUAUUGCAGAAGUUGCAAAGAGCAAAGAAACCAAGACAUUUGGAGGAGGUGGAGGUGGCGCUAGAAGUAACCUCAACAUUAGUGCUGUUGGUAAUCGAAACCGGGACGUUUUACAGAAAGAAAAGCCAAUCAAAUCAGAGGGGAAACAUGAAGGUGUCUAUAGAGAACUGGUUGAUGAAAAAGCUCUGAAGCACAUAACAGAAAUGGGCUUCAGUAAGGAAGCAUCAAGGCAAGCUCUUAUGGAUAAUGGCAACAAUUUAGAAGCGGCAUUGAAUGUGCUACUUAACAGCAAUAAACAGAAACCUCUUACAGGUCCACCUCUGAGAGGUAAAGGAAAAGGCAGGGGGCGAAUAAGAUCUGAAGAUGAGGAAGACCUGGGAAGUGCAAGGCCAUCUGCACCAAGUACAUUAUUUGAUUUCUUGGAGUCUAAAAUGGGGACACUGAAUGUGGAAGAACCUAAAUCACAAUCACAGCAACUUCAUCAAGGACAAAACAGAUUAUCAAAUACUGAGCAAAAUGGAGUAAAAGAUAAUAAUCAACCAAAGCAUUUUCCACGAAAUGAUACUAGGCAGCCGCGAAAUGAAAAACCUCCGCGUUUUCAAAGAGAUGUGCAAACUUCCAAAUCAGUUUUAGAAAGCAGUGGAUUACCUAGAAACCGAGGUUCUGAAAGAUUGAAUACUGCUUCACCUGAAGUUUGGACUGAAGAGAGAAUUAAAUGUGAUAGACCAUAUUCUAGAUAUGAUAGAACUAAAGAUACUUCAUAUCCUUCAAGUUCUCAGCACAGUGACGGUGCUUUUAGAAAAAGGGAUAACUCUAUGCAGAACAAAUCAGGCAAAGUUCCCUACUAUGCAGAAGCAAAGGAAAGUCCACUUCCUCCAGAAUCUGUGGAUUAUUAUAAUCAAAAACGUGGGAAAAAAGAAAACCAAAUUGUAAAUCCUGACCAGUUUUAUGACAGGAAACCACGAACAGUAAGUAAUGAAGCUUUCAGUGGUGUAAAAGUUGAAAAGCAUUUUAAUGUAAAUACUGAUUACCAGAAUCCUGUCCGAACUAACAGUUUCAUUGGAGUUCCAAAUGGAGAGUCAGAAAUGAUACUGAAAGGAAGGCGAGUAGGACCUAUUAAACCAACUGUUCCCAUCACAACUACAUCCUAUGAUGAUAAAAUAUUUUACAAUAGUGGACCCAAAAGAAGAUCUGGGCCAAUUAAGCCAGAAAAAGUACUAGAAUCAUCUAUUCCUAUGGAGUAUGCAAAACUGUGGAAACCUGGAGAUGAAUGUUUUGCACUUUAUUGGGAAGACAACAAGUUUUAUCGAGCAGAAAUUGAAGCUCUCCAUUCUUCAGGUAUGACAGCAGUUGUUAAGUUUAUUGAUUACGGAAACUAUGAAGAGGUUCUAUUGAGCAACAUCAGGCCCAUUCAAACAGAAACGUGGGUGCCAGCACUAUGAAUCCACUGCUCCUGGAGGCUAUUUUUCCCAUUUUUGUUGCCCUUGUUGUGGUUGUUAUUAUUAGUGUUACUGUUGUUAUAGCAGUUGUUGUGGUUGGAUAGGACAGAAAGAAAUCAAGAGAGGAGGGGAAGACAGAAAGGGGGAGAGAAGGAUAGACACCUGCAGACCUGCUUCACUGCUUGUAAAGCGACCCCCCUGUAGGUGGGGAGCUGGGCUAUCGAACCCGGAUCCUUAUGGCGCACAUAUCCUGCUGCGCUACUGCCCAGCCCCUGAAACCAUUAACUUUAAGGGAAAAUUGAAAGUCUGUAACAGUGAUAUUCUGCCAAUUAGUGUCUAGUAAAACGUUCAAGCACAUAUCUAAUCGUAGUCCAGAGAUUGUUUGCAUCCUUGCUUAUGAAGUUUUAAAUAAAUUAGUGAGUGCAAUUUUCCAUUUUUCCUUUUUUGCAUUAAAAUAUACUUUUAUUAAAGUCACCGAAAGAUAUUUUCUUUCACCAUAUUUUGGGAAAUUUUCCUUUCAAAUCUUGCCAUAUGAGCAGUGCUUAUUUACUUUUGAAGUAUAAAUACUAAAUAGGCAGAAUGUUCCUAUAGAGCUAGUUAAAUUCUUUUUAUAAUCCAGUAGUCAAACCCUAGGUGGUAGAAUUUGGGGAAUUUUAUGCAAUCUGUUUAAGCUUUAUUUUAACAAAAUUUGGUUAUAUUUGAUUACUUUUUUAUUUUUCCAUCUUAUUUACCAUCUCCACAUGAAAUUCUACAUUAUAUAAAAAAAAAUAACUGGAGAUAUGAAAAAUGCUAACAUAAGGAAAAUAAUUUAUUUGUAAACGCAUUCCAUAUGCAUAGAUAUGUCAAUUUAGGUAUUGUUCUUAUAUACCUAUUGAAUCCCAAAUUUAGUUUGUAAUGGAAGUUAACAGAUUAUUGUGAAAUAUUUGUGUUCUAGUUUUAACUUGACUGUGUCAUUCAAUAAUGCCUUUUUAUGUCACCAUUUAAAUUAAUACUGUGAGAAUAUUGUUAUUUUUACUAGGCAUUGAUGAAUUCCUAUAUACUUUUUUCAAGUCUAUACAAAAAAACCUCCAUCCAAAAUUAGUUAAAUAUUAUGAAACAGAAAUAGGGAUACUCUUAAAGACCUAACAACUCAUUAUCUUGUGAUCUUUGGAAGAAUAAUGUACUAUCUAAUGAACCUAUGCAAAAAUAUUGUUCGAUUUUCAAUAUUUAAUAAGACAUUGUAAUCUGUUCAAGAAAGUGUUCUGAAGAACAUCUUUUAAACGUUUCUGGGUAAUCUGAGUUUUCUUUCACUGAGCAAUGAAAGUACAGAUUAUAAUGUUUUAUGUCACUUUUUCUUUUCAAAGGUGAUAUGACUCCUAAAUUAAAAAGAGAGAGACUUCAUGCUUGCUAUUUUUCUUUUAAAGUUAUUUUAAUGGCAUUAUUCAGAUGUAACUGUAGUUUAUAAUACAAUAUAAAUUCAGUAUCAAACUAGCAUAAUUGAAAAAUUGGCAGCAAUCCUUUUAGUAUGCAUGGUAAUACUAGAAUACCAGCAGAUACAAUGUUAACUUGCUGUCAUUGAGUUUUCCCUUUAUUAAUGGAUAUCUGAAGUAUGAACUUUGAAUUCUGGUGUUGGUUAAGAAAUAAAUUCACUGUACUUUAGAUAUAUGCUGAAUAUUAUACAAUCCUAAUUUUUCCUAUAAAAUAGUCUUAUGGAGGCAUUGUGGGUGAGACCUGUAGUUUAAGAGGGCUGGGAUUGUCGGAUGAAUAUACAUUUUUCUUUGACAUAUUUGAUUCAGUAGAUUCAAACCUUGCUCUCUUUUUAAAUGUAAAUUUUGUUUCUUAAUUACUCUACUAAUAGAGCUUUUGAAGAUGUAAUUUAAAAUUGCACUGUUUUACUGUUCUUUCGCAUUCUGUAUGCAGAAGACUUAAUAGAUUCUCUACUCAGGAAAUCAAUUAGUUAAAUAAACAAGUCUGAUAAGUAUUUUGUUUUAUUUCUUUAUUUACAAAGAUAUUAAUCAUAUAUUGGACAUGUCCUUUGACAAGGUACUUAUGUCAAUGUAUUUAAAGAGUUUUAUAAGUCUGAAGAAACAUUCUUUUUGAUUAGCAAGAAUACAUACACUUCUGUUUUAGCUUCUAGUGCAUUUAUAAGCCCCUACCAUGGGCACCUGUACAAACAAAAAAAUAAUGCUGUUUAUUGCGCUAUAGACUUCAUCCUCUUUCAGAUGGAGCUCAUAAACACUGCAACUUACCUCAAGUCAACUUUAGAAGUUUGAUACUGAUGGACUAAAAAUACACCUAUAUGUCAGUUGUCUAUCAUUGUGAUUUGUCAGGUGUACCUUUUCCUUUUUAAUUUUACACAGUCAUCUGUGUCUCUGCUAAAUACUCUUUUUCUACAUAAUUGCACUUAUCUUGUUUAUUAUGUUUUCAUUCUUUAAAUAUUACUUUAUUUUUUGAACUUUACUUAAUUUUUUUUCACUUCUAGUGUUUUAUGUGCACUAUUGUUCCUGCUAAUCCUAAUUUCUUGAACUUUGUCAGACCUGUACUACUAACUAUAGGUUCAUGUGCAAUAGAUUUCACUGUCACAUAUCUAAUAAAAGAGCGAAGUUGAUCCUU
Messenger RNA from Erinaceus europaeus (western European hedgehog), 5597 nucleotides. It is a transcript of the gene TDRD3, whose product is annotated as tudor domain containing 3. Gene Ontology annotation, molecular function: protein binding. The record is from RefSeq and is a predicted model, not a curated record. Lineage: Eukaryota; Metazoa; Chordata; Mammalia; Eulipotyphla; Erinaceidae. Gene Ontology annotation, cellular component: nucleus. The transcript has 13 exons. The coding region runs from base 879 to 3008 and encodes 709 amino acids.